GCAGAGCACCAUAUUACCACAUGCUUGAAAACCAUCUAGUCAGUGGUCUUGUAUUUUUCCUCUCCAGAUCGCAGCAGUAGAUUGCAAAGAUGCCCUGGAAAUGAUCUGUAACCUAGAGUCUGAUGGAGAUGAAAAAAGUGCUCUAAUUUUAUGUGCAGCGUUUUUAUCUCGUCAGCUACAACAAGGAGAGAUGUACUGUGCCUGGGAAUUGACUCUCUUCUGGAGCAAACUGCAGCAAAGGGUAGAGCCUUCUGUACAAGUGUAUCUAGAGAGGUGUCGUCAACUUUCGGUGUUAACUAAGACGGUUUAUCAUAUAUUCUUCCUGAUUAAAGUAAUUAAUUCAGAGAUUGAAGCUGCUGGACUUGCAACCUGUAUUGAACUGUGUGUGAAAGCACUGCGCUUGGAAUCCAGUGAAAACACAGAUGUCAAGAUAUCCAUUUGCAAGACUAUCUCCUGUUUGUUGCCCGAUGAUUUGGAGGUUAAACGUGCUUGUCAAUUAAGUGAAUUUCUUCUUGAGCCCACUGUGGAUGCAUACUAUGCUGUUGAAAUGCUGUAUAAUCAGCCUGACCAGAAAUAUGAUGAAGAGAAUCUUCCAAUACCAAAUUCAUUACGCUGCGAGCUCUUGCUUGUAUUGAAAACUCAGUGGCCUUUUGAUCCAGAAUUCUGGGACUGGAAAACUCUAAAACGUCAGUGUCUUGCAUUGAUGGGAGAAGAGGCAUCCAUUGUAUCUUCAAUAGAUGAGUUGAAUGACAGUGAAGUAUAUGAGAAGGUCGAAGAUUGCCAAGAGGAGAAUAAAGAAACUUCUCUGAAUGGUCUUGCUGGCAAUUUUGAUGAAGCUACAAGCCUGCUUAAAAGCAUAAGAGAUGAAAAGCAGAAAAAGAGAGAAAUUAAAAAACUGAGAGAGAGGGGAUUCAUAUCAGCUAGGUUUAGGAACUGGCAAGCCUACAUGCAGUAUUGCGUGUUAUGUGACAAAGAAUUCCUUGGUCAUAGAAUAGUUAGGCAUGCACAGAAACACUAUAAAGAUGGAAUUUACAGUUGUCCUAUAUGUGCACACAAUUUUAAUUCCAAAGAAACCUUUGUUCCUCAUGUAACUCUGCAUGUUAAGAAGUCCAGCAAAGAGAGACUGGCUGCUAUGAAACCACUGAGAAGAUUGGGAAGACCUCCUAAAAUAGCAACCACCAGUGAGAAUCAGAAGGCUGAUGCCAUAUCCAAGCAGGAACAACGACCCAUUAAAAAGAAUAGUCUUUAUUCAGCAGAUUUCAUAGUGUUCAACGAUAACGAUGGUUCAGAUGAUGAAAAUGAUGACAAAGAUAAACCUUAUGUACCAGAGAUAAUACCAGUUCAAAAACCAUUGCCUGUUAAUGAAUUCACAUGUCCAGUAACAUUUUGUAAAAAAGGUUUUAAAUACUUUAAAAAUUUGAUUGCACAUGCAAAAGGGCAUAAAGAUAAUGAAGAAGCAAAACGUUUUCUUGAAAUGCAAAGCAAAAAAGUGAUUUGCCAGUACUGUAGACGACAUUUUGUAAGUGUUACUCACCUCAACGAUCACUUACAAAUGCACUGUGGCAGCAAGCCCUACAUCUGCAUACAGAUGAAAUGUAAGGCAGGUUUUAACAGUUACGCUGAGCUGUUAACUCAUAGAAAAGAACAUCAAGUCUUUAGAGCAAAGUGUAUGUUUCCUAAAUGUGGCAGAGUGUUUUCAGAAGCAUAUUUGCUCUAUGAUCAUGAAGCACAACACUAUAAUACCUAUACCUGCAAAUUCACAGGCUGUGGAAAAGUUUACCGUUCUCAGAAUGAACUAGAAAAACAUGGUGAAGAUCAUAAUAAGCAGCCUGAAAAAGUGCUAGAGAUUGAAGGCCAGACUAAUCGAACUGAUCUCAUUCAAUCUUCAAAAGCUAAUGAAAACCCUGAAGGGAUCACUGUAAAAAAGGAAUUGAUCUCUCCUCUAGACGAUAACACAAGUAACUUUACUGAAGCAGAAAGUAACUUGUGGGAUCAAGUCAAAGUCAAAUCAAUUGGGACAGAGAGAGCAAAUAAAUCAGCCAGUGCACUGAGGCAAGCUGAUUCCCUGUCUGUUGAUGGUUUGGAGCAUUCUGUCACUGGUCUGGUAAAGAAAGGAGCAACAAUUAGAAUCAGCAAUAUCAGGAUGCCUAUUCUUAGCCAGAAGGUCCAGGAUAACUUUGUAAGACGAGGAAAAUUAGCUUCUGCAGGCAGUAAAAUAGAUACCAGUAAAUCUGUAGUCCAACAGUUGUGUUCAACAGCAGAAUAUUCUUGCAGUGAUUGUCUUCCAGUUUUCCAGGAAAGAAAG
Messenger RNA from Chelonoidis abingdonii (Abingdon island giant tortoise), 2305 nucleotides. Lineage: Eukaryota; Metazoa; Chordata; Testudines; Testudinidae. The record is from RefSeq and is a predicted model, not a curated record.